AUGGCGAUCCUUUUAGAUAAUCCCGUGGCUGCGAUUUCGUUGAAAAGCGUCGUAGUGUUGCCACUGUUAGCAGUGAUAUCGGGACUGCUUUACAUCGCAUACACUGCGAUUUACAAUUUAUUUUUUCAUCCUCUCAGAAAAUUCCCCGGUCCAAAACUAUGGGCUCUUCAUUAUGGCUUUUACGCUCGCCUGGAGCUCUCUGGUGAAGGUCAUCGCAGGAUGUUACAGAUACACCAAAAAUACGGCCCAAUUGUCAGAGUUGCCCCCGACCAUCUGGCUAUUUGCCACCCUGAUGGAAUGAAUAAUCUUUCAGGCCAUCGCAAGCCCGGCCAACUGGAAAAUGGAAAAGAAUUCGUCCGCACUGAGAGCAAUCCCGGCACCAUUAUUGGCGCGGACCGUCAAGAUCACACCCGAAUGCGAAAGAGCAUGGCAAACGCCUUUUCGCAACAGGCCAUGCUCGAUCAGCAGCCCUUGAUUGUAUCCUACGUCGAUAAGCUCUUUGAGAACCUUGAACGCUUCGCCGCGAAGGGAGAAGUGUUUGACGCUGUCGCCUGGUACAAUUACACGACUUUCGAUAUUGUGGGCGACUUGGCCUUUGGUGAACCCUUUGGGUGUCUUCAGGAAUCCACCUUUCAUCCAUGGGUUGAACUCGUCUUUAAAAGUCUUAAAAAUAUUGCAUUUGACUCGUCAUUUAGACGCAUGGGCUUUCUAUACAAUCUUCUUGUGAUGCUUACCCCAAAGUCUGUCAUGACCAAGUUUAUAGAACACAGAGAGCUGUCUGAACAGAAAGUCCGCAAGAGGCUCAACACGAAGACGGACCGAAAGGAUUUCAUGGCAUGCAUGACAUCUAGAAAGGGAAAAGAUGAACUGACUUUCCAAGAGCUCACUGCCAAUGCCAGCAUUCUCAUCAUGGCUGGCUCCGAGACAACCGCGACGGCGCUCUCUGCGGCCACAUACUACCUUGGCUUACACCCGGAGCCCUUGAAGAAGCUAUGCGAUGAAGUGAGGUCUGCAUUUCAAUCGGAAGACGAGAUUGAUCUCGUGAGUGUCGGUCGCCUAGACUACAUGCUCGCCGUUUUGAACGAAGCGAUGAGACUUCACUCGCCAGUCCCCGCUACGACGCCACGAACCAUUAAUGAGAUGGGCGAUACAAUUGGAGGCCAAUUCAUUCCUCCAGGAACUCAUAUUGACAUUUGGUACUGGACUUUGUUCCACAACCCCGAGUACUGGGUUCAGGUCGAAGAAUUUAUUCCCGAGCGCUGGCUGGGAGACGCACGAUUCGAUAGCGAUAAGAAGCAAAUCUUCACCCCAUUCUCUGUUGGGCCUAGAGGUUGUAUUGGCAAGAAUCUUGCUUAUGCUGAAAUGCGCCUCAUUAUGGCGAGACUCAUCUGGAACUACGAUAUCGAGCUUCUUGAUGAAAGUAUCGGCUGGGAUAAGAGGUGCGAAGUUUACAUCGUCUACAAUAAGGGACCUCUCUAUAUCCGCUUGAAGCCUAGAAAAUGA
This is a messenger RNA of Trichoderma breve, 1503 nucleotides long. RefSeq names its product cytochrome p450 domain-containing protein. NCBI's taxonomy places the organism in Eukaryota, Fungi, Ascomycota, Sordariomycetes, Hypocreales, Hypocreaceae. The coding region runs from base 1 to 1503 and encodes 500 amino acids. The record is from RefSeq and is a predicted model, not a curated record. The transcript is spliced from 5 exons. Gene Ontology annotation, molecular function: monooxygenase activity; heme binding; oxidoreductase activity, acting on paired donors, with incorporation or reduction of molecular oxygen.